Molecule: messenger RNA, 1458 nt
Organism: Caenorhabditis auriculariae
Lineage: Eukaryota; Metazoa; Nematoda; Chromadorea; Rhabditida; Rhabditidae
Source: the annotation of a GenBank genome assembly
AUGAGCACCCGCGCUGUCGCAGUACUUCGAAAUGAUCAAGGCGUUCAGGGAACUGUCUACAUCAAUCAGGUACGAUACGAGUUUUUCCUCUUUAUGUAUUUUUUUCAAGUCCUUGAAAAAAAGAAUAGUUCAAGUUUUUAUCAAAAAAACACUUUUAUUUUCAAUAAAAAUAAUAAUAAAACUUUUCCGGCCCGGUCUUUUUCUAGAAUGAAGUUAUAAAUGUUCAGGAAAAAGAGUCUGACCCCGUCGUGAUUAAAGGAGAAAUAAAGGGUUUGACACCAGGCUUUCACGGCUUCCAUGUACACCAAUACGGGGAUUCUACCAAUGGCUGCAUCUCGGCUGGACCUCAUUUCAAUCCUUUCAACAAGACACAUGGUGGACCAAAAGUAUGUCUAUUCUUGUCUUUUCAAGUGUUCAAACUUGAAUAUUCAAGGACGAAACCCGACACGUUGGCGAUUUGGGAAAUGUUGAAGCUGAUGCUAAUGGCGUGGCCAAGUUAGUUCUCAGCAGGAACAUUCUAAAGUUAAAAUCGCGUUCAGAUUCGAAAUCGUCGACAAUUUGGUGAAGAUUCACGGCACGAACUCAGUUGUCGGACGUUCUCUGGUUGUUCACGCAGGAACCGACGAUCAAGGUAUCUUUAAUCAGGAUUUACGGAAUAACCAAUCCUAUAUAAUACACAACAAAAAGUUGUUUUACAUCAAAGCUUUAUUUUCUUUUUACCCAUGCGAAUACAUACCAGACAACGGAAAUGAUUCUUCCACAAACUAUUCAAUUUUGUCGAAAAGUGCCUUGGUACGCGGUCAGCGACGUAACUUCUUCCAUAAUUUCUGCACCUCGUUCCAUAAAAAAAUGGUUAGAUUCACAAAAUGAACACGAUAUAAUGUAAUAUACCCCGCGGUCGAAAACGCCACUUUUCGAACCUUUUCGUCUCGAAAUUUUCAGAGUGUGUAAAUAAGGGAGUGAGUGAUCGAAAAUGUGUUAUUUAGGAAAUUCAUGUGAUGCAAAUUAUGAAAUGAGAUUUAAAAAAAAGUUUACGAUUGCGACUGACUGUGGGCCGAUUUGGCCAUCAUUCUCUGCCCAGCGCACAUCUAUGACUUUAUUAAACGAAAAUCUCACAUUUCUUUUCAGAUUUUUGAAGGUGGAAAGAUCUAAAUAAACGAUUAUUGUAUGAGUUAAUUCACCUCUGCUCAAAGGCGGUCGGUCUUAUUACGGUUUUUUUAGAAAUUUUUUUCAGUAAUAAAAUAUAAAUUCCUGUAAUUAUCGAGACGAGAUUAAGGCGGCGAAAUUUUUACCGCCCUCUGAUUGUAUUCAAAAUGUGUGAACUGUAGAGCUUCCUUGCAGUAAUAAGUUAUUUGUUCAGGAAGAGGAGAAGGUGAUAAGAAGGAGGAGUCUUUGAAGACAGGAAACGCCGGGGCUCGUUUCGCUUGUGGUGUGAUCGCUCUCGCGGCUCCUCAAUGA